AUGAGGGGAAAAUGGCGAAGUGUUUGGAAUUGGAAUCGGAAUUUGGUGAAUGUGAAAUUGAAAAGGGAAAACGGUUGCCGGUGGCGGUUAUUGCACGAAGGUCCAGACACCGUAGAAGAACUUCUCGAUAGACAUUUAGUCAAGAGAGUUAAUAAUAACAACAACGAUGAUGAUGAAGACGAGUUGCUGAAUCGGAGGCGACUCACCAGCACUCGCCGUGAGGCACUGAGUCUAUACAGGGACAUUCUUCGUGCUUCGCGUUUUUUCGCCUGGUCUGAUUCUAAAGGCGUUCUUUGGCGCGAUCUCAUUAGAGAUAGCGCUCGUAAAGAGUUUGAGCUUGCUCGAUUCGAAACCGAUCCGGAGGUUGUUACUCGCUUGCUAAUCGGAGGACACGAGGCUGUCAACAACGCCAUUGAAAAGCUCGCCGAGAAACAGAGGCAGCAGAUUCAAAAGGAUCGUGGCAGUGGUGGUCCUGAUCAAACCUGA
Messenger RNA from Lathyrus sativus (Indian pea), 486 nucleotides. NCBI's taxonomy places the organism in Eukaryota, Viridiplantae, Streptophyta, Magnoliopsida, Fabales, Fabaceae. The record is from the annotation of a GenBank genome assembly.